Messenger RNA from Ceratosolen solmsi marchali, 297 nucleotides. RefSeq lists its product as uncharacterized. Lineage: Eukaryota; Metazoa; Arthropoda; Insecta; Hymenoptera; Agaonidae. The record is from RefSeq and is a predicted model, not a curated record. The transcript is spliced from 2 exons. Bases 33 to 257 code for a protein of 74 amino acids.
CGAGGGUCCAGCGGCCCAGUGCGAGUCCAGAUAUGAGAGUCGGCGAGAUGCUGUGCGAGGCGGUCCGGCCGCUUUUUAUCCUCUUCCUCGUCAUCGCAGUCCACGCCAAUGCAUUACCUCUACAAUAUUUACCAGAUAUUCCGGGCUAUGUACCUGUUUAUAUAAGAUACGGUGAUCAGCCAUUAGAAGAAAUUAAUCCAACUCUAGCUGAAGCCUUCCACGAAUCAAGUAGCAUAAUAAAGGUAAGAUUACAUUAGAAAUGAAAACAAUGUGAUGAGGAGGUAAUCAUUUUGCAUU